CGGCGAGCGGGGAGACCCCGGCGCGGCAGAGCCAUGGAUGGCCCGACGCGGGGCCCUGGACUCCGCAAAAAGCGGCGGUCGCGGUCGCAGCGAGACCGGGAGAGGCGCUCCCGGGGCGGGCUGGGGGCUGGCGCGGCCGGCGGUGGCGGGGCCGGUCGGACCCGGGCGCCCUCGCUCGCCUCGUCGUCCGGCUCGGACAAGGAAGACAAUGGGAAGCCCCCGUCCUCCGCCCCGUCCCGGCCCAGACCCCCGCGGAGGAAGCGGAGAGAGUCCACCUCGGCUGAAGAGGACAUCAUUGAUGGAUUUGCCAUGACCAGCUUUGUCACUUUUGAAGCGCUGGAGAAAGAUGUAGCACUUAAGCCUCAGGAACGUGUGGAGAAAUGCCAGACGCCUCUGACCAAGAAGAAACGAGAAGCACUUAGCAAUGGCUUGUCCUUUCACUCCAAGAAGAGCAGACUCAGCCACCCCAACCAUUACAGCUCAGACCGGGAAAAUGACCGCAAUCUCUGCCAGCACCUUGGGAAGAGAAAGAAAAUGCCGAAGGGACUCAGACAGCUCAAGCCAGGGCAGAACAGCUGCAGGGACAGUGACAGUGAAAGCGCCAGUGGAGAAUCCAAGGGCUUCCGCAGGAGCAGCUCUCGGGAAAGGCUCAGUGACAGUUCAGCUCCUUCCAGCUUGGGAACAGGCUACUUCUGUGAUAGCGACAGCGACCAGGAAGAGAAGGCAUCAGAUGCCAGCUCUGAAAAACUCUUCAAUACUGUUAUUGUAAACAAAGAUCCGGAGUUAGGUGUUGGCACGCUACCCGAACAUGACAGCCAGGAUGCGGGGCCGAUUGUCCCCAAGAUAUCGGGUCUAGAGAGAAGCCAGGAGAAGAGCCAGGACUGUUGCAAAGAGCCGAUCUUUGAGUCCGUGGUGCUUAAAGACCCCUGCCCUCAGGCCCCACAGCCGCUGCCCCAGCCCCAGGUGGAACCCCAGCCCCGAGCUCCUUCUCCAGGCCCUGACUUGGUGCCGCGCACAGAGGCCCCACCUCAGCCCCCAAGGCCAAGCACACAGCCGCCCCAGGCACCCCCAGAGGUCCAGCUGCCACCCGCGCCCCCGCCCCCGGCGCAGAGGCCACCCCGGCCGCAGUCGCCCAGCCAGCUGCUCCACCAGAGCCUGCCUCCCGUGCAGGCCCACCCCUCGUCCCAGAGCCUCCCCCAGCCUUUGUCAGCCUACAACAGCAGUAGCUUAAGCCUCAACAGUUUAAGCAGAGGUAGCCCGCCCGCGAAGACUCAGCCGGCCGCUCCGCACGCCUCCCACCACCCCUCGGCCUCCCCGUUCGCCCUCUCGCUGCCCAGCCACAGCCCCCUGCACAGCUUCACACCCACCCUCCAACCCCCCGCGCACCCCCACCACCCCAAUAUGUUUGCCCCUCCCACUGCCCUGCCUCCUCCACCGCCUCUGACAUCAGGGAGCCUGCAGGUGCCCGGACACCCAGCCGGGAGCACUUACUCAGAGCAAGACAUUUUGCGGCAGGAACUGAACACGCGCUUCCUGGCGUCGCAGAGCGCAGACCGCGGGGCGUCCCUGGGGCCCCCGCCCUACCUGCGCACCGAGUUCCACCAGCACCAGCAUCAGCACCAGCACACGCACCAGCAUACGCACCAGCACACCUUCACGCCGUUCCCACACGCGCUCCCGCCCGCUGCCAUCAUGCCCACGCCGGCACCACCCAUGUUUGACAAAUACCCUACAAAAGUUGACCCAUUCUACCGGCACAGUCUCUUCCAUUCCUACCCUCCUGCGGUAUCGGGCAUUCCCCCUAUGAUUCCGCCCACUGGUCCUUUCGGUUCACUACAAGGAGCAUUUCAGCCCAAGACAUCCAAUCCUAUCGAUGUGGCUGCUCGACCUGGGACAGUCCCACACACACUACUCCAGAAGGACCCAAGGUUGACAGAUCCUUUCAGACCUAUGUUAAGGAAACCAGGGAAGUGGUGUGCUAUGCAUGUUCACAUUGCCUGGCAGAUCUACCACCAUCAACAGAAAGUUAAGAAACAGAUGCAGUCAGAUCCACAUAAGCUGGACUUUGGACUGAAACCAGAGUUCCUGAGCCGCCCUCCAGGUCCCAGUCUCUUUGGAGCCAUUCACCACCCCCAUGACCUGGCACGGCCUUCAACUUUGUUCUCUGCCGCUGGUGCUGCACACCCAACUGGAACCCCUUUCGGGCCGCCUCCUCAUCACAGCAACUUCCUUAACCCUGCUGCUCACCUGGAGCCUUUUAAUCGUCCAUCUACAUUCACCGGCCUGGCAGCAGUUGGUGGCAAUGCCUUCGGGGGACUUGGGAAUCCUUCAGUUACACCCAACUCAAUGUUCGGCCACAAGGAUGGCCCCAGUGUGCAGAACUUUAGCAACCCUCACGAACCCUGGAACCGGCUGCACCGAACACCUCCGUCGUUCCCGACCCCUCCGCCAUGGCUGAAGCCAGGCGAGCUGGAGCGUAGCGCGUCCGCUGCAGCUCAUGACAGAGAUAGAGAUGUAGAUAAACGAGACGCCUCUGUUAGUAAAGAUGACAAAGAAAGGGAAAGCGUUGAGAAAAGACACUCCAGCCACCCUUCACCAGCACCCGCCCUCCCAGUGAGCGCCCUGGGACAUAACCGCAGCUCUGCCGAACAGAUCAGGGGUCAUUUGAACACUGAGGCUCGCGAGAAAGACAAACCCAAAGAGAGGGAGAGAGACCACUCGGAAUCCCGGAAGGACCUGACCGCCGACGAGCACAAGGCAAAGGAGAGCCACCCGCCCGAGAAGGAUGGCCACGGCCACGAGGGCCGAGCCGUGGGUGAGGAGGCCAAGCAGCUGGCCCGGGGGCCGUCACCAUACGUGCGUACACCCGUCGUGGAGAGCGCCAGGCCCAACAGCACCUCCAGCCGCGAGGCUGAGCCGCGCAAGGGUGAGCCAGCCUACGAGAACCCCAAGAAGAGCUCAGAGGUCAAGGUGAAGGAAGAGCGCAAGGAAGACCAUGACCUGCCCCCAGAGGCCGCCCAGAACCACCGGCCUUCGGAGCCACUGCCUCCGAGCUCCUCAUCCAGCGUGCACCCCGGGCCCCUGGCCUCGAUGCCCAUGACGGUGGGGGUGACAGGCAUUCACCCCAUGAACAGCAUCAGCGGCCUGGACAGGACUCGCAUGAUGACGCCUUUCAUGGGCAUCAGCCCCAUCCCGGGCGGUGAGCGGUUCCCGUAUCCUUCUUUCCACUGGGACCCCAUCCGGGACCCUCUGAGGGAUCCCUACCGAGAACUUGACAUUCACAGGAGAGACCCGCUGGGCAGGGACUUUCUGCUCAGGAACGACCCUCUCCACCGCCUCUCGACCCCCCGGCUGUAUGAAGCUGAGCGCUCCUUCCGGGACCGGGAGCCUCACGAUUACCACCAUCACCACCCCCACCCGCUGUCUGUGGACCCGCGGCGGGAGCACGAGCGAGGGGCACACCUGGACGAGAGGGAGCGCCUGCACAUGCUCCGGGAGGACUACGAGCACACGCGGCUCCACUCUGUGCACCCCGCCUCCCUCGACGGACACCUGCCCCACCCCAGCCUCCUCGCCCCUGGCCUGCCCAGCAUGCACUACCCCAGAAUCAGCCCCCCGUCGGGGCACCAGAACGGGCUCCUCAACAAGACCCCACCCACAGCGGCGCUGAGCGCGCCCCCACCGCUCAUCUCUACACUGGGGGGGCGCCCCGUCUCCCCCCGCAGGACUACUCCUCUGUCUGCGGAGAUGCGGGAGAGGCCCCCUUCCCACACGCUGAAGGAUAUCGAAGCCCGGUAAGGAGAUCAGGACACAGAGGAGGAAGAAACCCCACAGCAACAGCCGGCGUGCUUUGGAGCGUGGGGGAGAGAACGAACCGUUCUCCUGGACAGGGGGCAGAAGCCCCACGCCUCCCCUUGUAAAAAAUGUACAGGCUCAGUGCAGAUUUUGAAAUGUUUUGUAUAUUAUAUGUUGAAAUUUUUCAGAUCUUUUAGGUAAGUCAUAUGUUCUCAUGUCUCCGACUCUUUUGGUUUCACGUAUAAAACUUUUGAUUUGAACCAAAACAGUGAAGAUGACAGCACACACCAGUUUGGUGAUUAUCGGGGAAAGCAGAAUCAAACACCCGUCCCCACAGCCCACUGGGCAAACCUCUGUCAGAUGAGGAGGGAAGGCCAUGUACAUAGUUAUGUAAAAAAAAAAAAAAAGAUUGCUUCAUGAGCUAAUGGUUCAUAUAUGCAAAAGGGUAAGAUGAAAGCUUUACUUUGUACAAAUGUAAAUAGAUAAAGAUUAAGUAACAUAAUACAUUAAUACUUCUUAAAAUGUGCUAUUUGCAAACUUAAUCUCAGUGAACACAGUCGGCUGUGGCUGUGUUCCCAUAUAUUGUUAUAGACAGCUAAACCCUUCAACUAUGCAAUGAAUGUUAGGGCUUUUCACAAAAGCCCACCUAAUUCAAAGGAGCCUUUUCAAACCCAUUUACAACAUACUUAAGGUCAUAUUUUCCCUGAACAAGCGCUUAUGUGAUAGGACUCUCUUUUCCUUGCUUGUUUUUUUCAAACGGAGAAACAUCCUAUUUUCAAAGUGGACCCCAGGCUGAAACUUUGCAUCUGAAGCUGCUGCUGUGGGCUCUUGGGGGAGUGCAGCCCCAUCAAGGGAACGAGGAUGCAGGCAGCCAGUGCCAGGGAGGAGGGGUGUUGUCAGAUGCCAAAAUCAGGGGACACAAACAGGUCGCCAGCAUCUUGUCACCAUAACGUAAUUUCACACACACCUCAUUGUGGGAGCCAUAUGUUUUUUAGUGUGUCCUAUUUCAUAUCUGUAUACACCCUCUCAUUUUGUAAUGAGGUUUAAUUAUACCCAAACAGAUCCUGAAAGAAAGCUUCAAGUUUUCUCAGAUGAUGGAUAUGUUUUCACCGUAUUCAAUAGCUGAUGAAGUUAAGGUGCACUUUUCCUAAUGUGACUCAUGUUCCAGUUGGUAAAGUCUGGGAAUAGCUUCACAGGCCUACAUGGUGGAGCCAUGGGGAGUUGCAGAGGGUGAAAGGUGGCAGAGACAAAGUCUUGUGUGUGCGUGUGUUUUUAAGUUUGCAUCAAUCUUAAUGUUUCUUCAUAAUACUUUUAUAUAAUACAUUAAGCCUCUUGUCUACAUAUUUGGAGAGAAUAUGACUUUACUAGCAGAGAAAUACAAUAUAUCUUGUCUACUGGACUGUAAAAUAUAUGUAUGAAAUAAAAUUAGUUCCAUUUGGUCUUCUAGUAUAUUAAAGUGCUAUCUGAUGUUGUUAUCCUGUUUUUGCAAAAAAAAAAAGUUAACUACAGGCCAUUGUUUCUAAUAAGCAGAGAGAUCUAUUUUAGUAGUAAACUGAAGGUUUAGUUGUGAGCUUCAGAUUUUUGUGAACUCCAAAUGUUGUGCAGUGCUUUUUCUUUUUUUUUAAGACAACUAAAAAGAAAAAAAAUCCAAGGAAUAUGUACACUGGAACGGUAGUGGUAGAUUUUAGUAUUGUAAAGAGAUUGUUCUAUACAGACCUUUUUGCUGUUAAUCCUGUAUGUAAUAAAGUCCUUUCUAGGUCCUGUGUGAGAAGAAAGUGCAGCGACUGACUCUCCAGCAUGUUCUCAUCGGCGGAGCCUUCUUGUGUAAUGUAAACUGUGCCAUGUUAUUAAAAAAUGUGAACUAAG
Molecule: messenger RNA, 5661 nt
Organism: Manis javanica (Malayan pangolin)
Lineage: Eukaryota; Metazoa; Chordata; Mammalia; Pholidota; Manidae
Gene: AUTS2
Product: activator of transcription and developmental regulator AUTS2
Source: RefSeq, a predicted model, not a curated record